UCUUUAAUUCCUCCUUGCAGUUUGAAACUGUCAGGUUAGUUCUAAGAUAGCAGCAGGGCUUGCUGUGGUUUCAGCGGCGACGCAGCAAGGAAACAAGAGUGAGGAGUCGGUAUUUGGUGGAGCGCCCAGAGGGUGGCUAGUGGCACCCAAGGGCCCUGCAUCGAGGGCCCUGCAUCGCUGGCCGAGUAUUUUUGCAGAAUGUCAUCAGAUGAGGACAAAUGCUCAGUUCCAGUUAUACAAAAUGACUCCGAUCCAGGCAGUUUUGUCUCUGCAGAUCUUCAGGAAGAAUAUGAAGAACUACUUCGUUAUGCUAUAGUGACUCCAAAUAUGGAAUCCAGUACUUCACAGUCACAGCCAUCUCAUCCGAAGGCAGAAGUGGUGCCAGAAGUUAGAAGUCCUACUCCCAUUGAUAAUAUUCUUCAUAAUCAAGCAGGAAGCAGCUCUGCAGUAAGAGAAACUGCAAUGGAAGUUGGAAAAGGAUCUGAUUUAAAUAUUUCCAGUCAUUCAAAGAUAGAUGGAUCAUCACCAAUGUCAUCACCAAGGAAGCCUUCUCACCCAGUCAUGGAUUUUUUCAGUUCACAUCUUUUAGGUGACUCUUCCUCAUCAAGGUCUAAUUCUGCUCUUACAGAUGCCCAUGAAAUAUUUGUGGGUGAUAGUCUUGUUUUUGAUGAAAACCUUCAGAGGAUGGAAAAUAUACUUGAUCUUUGGAGUUCAAAUCUUAAGACAAACGUUUUAUCUGAACUAAGUAAAUGGAAACUUAAUUUUAUUGACUGGCACCGAAUGGAAAUGAAAAAAGAGAAAGAAAAACAUGCAGCACAUGUAAAACAACUAACCAACCAGAUCAAUGACUUGAAAGAGCUGCAAAAAACCUUUGAAAUUUCCAUUGGGAGAAAAGAUGAGGUGAUUUCCAGCUUGUCUCAUGCCAUAGGCAAGCAAAAGGAAAGAAUAGAGUUAAUGAGAACAUUCUUCCACUGGCGAAUUGGCCACGUCAGCUCCAGACAGGAUGUUUAUGAAUGCAAACUAGCUGACCAAUACUUCCAGAGAACUUUACUGAAGAAAACCUGGAAGGGCUGGCGUUCCAUAAUACAAAGACAAUGGAAAGAGGUGGUAGAACGAGCUUGUCAAGCAAGAGCUGAAGAAGUUUGUGUUCAGAUUUCUAAUGAUUAUGAAGCUAAAGUUUCUAUGUUAUCUGGAGCUUUGGAAAAUGCAAAAACUGAGAUUCAAAGACUGCAACAAGAAAAAGAACACUUUGAAGAUUCCAUGAAGAAAGCUUUCAUGAGGGGGGUGUGUGCAUUAAAUCUCGAAGCCAUGACUAUGUUUCAAAACAGAAAUGAUUCAGGGAUAGAUUUCACAAAUAAUAAAAAAGAAGAAUACAACCCUGGUGUUCAAGGAAAAGAAUAUCCUACUCAUUUGGAUCCUUCAGUACCUCCAGUGUCCUCAGCAGUUCCACUGCAUUUGCUGCAGCCCUCACCUACAGUGCCAGUUGCAACAGCCAGCGCCACUGCAAUUCCUUCUGCUGCUUCCAUGACUUCUGCUGGGGCUGCAUCUGCUUCUUCUGUUCACGUUCACUUUCCAGUUCCAGUUCCAGUUCCAGUCUCCGUUCAUGGUGCAGCAUCCUCAGCUACUACUACAUCUGAAGAAAUGUAUGUGCCAAGAGUUGUAACUUCAGCACAUCAGAAAGCUGGAAGAACAAUUACAGCCCGGAUCACAGGGAGAUGUGAAUUUGCUCCAAAAAACAGAAUUAAUAGCAGUUUAGCUAUAAUGGGAGUUUCUCCACCCAUGAGUUCAGUUAUCGUGGAAAAACAUCAUCCAGUCACAGUGAAAACGUGUAUAGAUACCCUGAGAUUGUCCAUUUGUGAGCAAACCAUUCCUCAAGCAUCAGCUGUAAAAUACUCACGGACCAUUCAUCCUGAAGGUGGUACCUCAGUUUCAAGAUCUCUUGGAACCAGAACAACCCACACCCAGUCUCUCACAAGCAUUCAGUCCAUAAAAGUGGUUGACUAAAGUGAAUAUGUUCACAGCAAGGUCCUUUAAUUCCUCUGGUAAAGACUGUACCAAGAGUUGGAAGUCUUUAGUUUUUAACUUUUCUGAAUUGCUAGAACAUCAUGGAUACAUCAUGUUCAUCUUUUCAAAAUUAUAAAGAGACUUUUUCAAGAUAUACCAUCCUUUGUAACUAUACUGUAGAAAGUAUUUUAAUGUUAUUUUAUUUAAGCAAUUAAGUAAAACUUUUUUAAAUUAAAAAAGAAACUUCAUUUUUUAAUAUGUUCAGCCUGUCACUGGUUACAUCAUCAUUUCAUCAUUUUUUUCUCUAUAUCAUUUAUAAAACAAAUAAUUUCCAAUGUUACUUAACUGUAAUUUAUAUAAAACUUUGAGAGAGAACUUUACUGAAAACAAUAAAACUAACAAAAACUAAGUUAUUUUUACUUUUAAAUUAAAAAGAUUAAGACCAAGAUUAAUAAUGGUGGUGUGACCCUGCUAGACAUGGGCAGAAAUUCUUCAGUGGUUGACCAACUUGAAGAAAACAUCUGGGCAGAACUGAUUUAAGAGAAAAAGACCUGGCUUCUCAAUGGCUUUAUUACUGGCUGUGUUAUCUUGGGCUUGACACUUAAUUUAAGUGAAUCCCAGGAUCCUCCUCUACCUAACCUACUUAUUUCAUUUCACACUUAUAUAGAGUACAUAAAAAUGGUUCUGAAGAGGCUGUCAAAAGCCCCAAUUUCUGUAUCUUUAACAGAAAUGGAUGGCUUAAUAAUCUGAAACCUCUUCUAUUUUUUAACAUGAUCUAGUUAUAUUUUGUAACUUUAUUAUAGGAAAUAGUUGCUGCCUCACACUCUUAAGAGGACAUCAGAAACAAAACUGAUAUAGGCAAACAGUUCCUAUUUUCUAAUGGAACACCGUAAGGCUUUUCUGAAUUACAAGUAUCAGGCUGUUUCUUAAUAUCUAUUAGAUAUUUAAGCAACACUUGUUCUGGGUUCUGGCCUAGCUCUCACUGCAAACAACUUUGCUCAGCAUGGGCUUCAGCAGGCUAUAUGAGCACAAAGCAGCAGCCCCUUAUCUCGCACCCUUUGUUUUUUUAAUUAUUAUUUUUAUUUGUUCUACUUAGUUGUACAUGACAGCAGAAUGCAUUUCAAUUUAUCAUACACAAAUGGAGUGCAACAUUUCAAUUCUCUGGUUAUACACGAUAUAGAGAUGCACUGUUUGUACAAUCAGAUAUGUACCUAGGGUAAUGAUCACACCCUUUUUGUGGACAUGUCUUCCCCAGGGCUUCUCUGUUAACUCUCCGGAUAUCCGGGAGAGAUAGAAGUUUCCUCUUAUGCCAUUCCUAUAACCCACAAAUCAAGUCUUCUUCUUUCCUCCUUGUAUGAAUUGUCCUAAGAUGCACUAGUCCAUUCCUUCUCUUGGAAUAGAGUAACCUCAAGAUCAAAUAAUUUGUGAAGCUUGAUACCAAGUGGUAUCCAAUUUAGUAACACCUAUCUUGACUCUCCUCCUUCCCCAGAUCUUUUCCUCCACUCCUGCACCCCUAGAUUGAUACUCCUGUAAAAAGAUGUUACACAUAAACCUUGAUCUUAAGCCCUACCUUCUGAGGAAUUUAGACUGCAGCUAGGAUGCUUUUCAGUAUCCAAUCCAAAGCCAUAGGGACAAACUAAAGAAAAUAUUGAUGAGUGUUAUACUUAAGAAUAAUAGACAAAACCCAAAGACAGCAUCAUAGUGAAUAAGGAAAAACUGAAAGUAUUUCCUUUAAAAUCCAGAACAAGACAAGGAUGUCUGCUGUCACCACUGCUAUUCAAUAUAUUACUAGAAAUUCUAGCCAGAGCAAUUAGGCAAGAGAAGGAAAUUAAAAUGAUAAAAAUAGGAAGUGAAGAAGUUAAAUUAUGAUUGUUUGCAAAUGAUAUGAUCCUACAUUUAUAAGAUCAAAAUACUGCUAGAGCUAAUAAAUUUCACAAAGUAGCAAGUUUAAAAAUUGACAUACAAAAUUCAAUAGCUUUGCCAUACACCCAAAAUGAAUCUGCUGAAAAAGAAAUUAGGAAAACAAUCCGAUUCACAACAGCUUUUUUUUUAAAAAAAUGAAAUCAUUGAAGACCUCAGAAGAUGAAAAGACUUCCCAUAUUCAUGGGUAGGCAGGAUUAAUAUUGUUAAAAUGGUCACCAAAGGACUGUAUAGAGUCAAUGCAAUAUCCAUCAAAAUGCCAAUAUGUUCUUCACAGAACUAGGGGGAAGAAAGUCCUAAAAUUCAUUUGGAAAAGAAAAAUAAAAGACCCAGAAUAACUAAAGCAAUUCUAAGCAAAAACAAAACAAAACAAAAAAACCUGACUUUAUACUAAAGAGCUAUAGUACCAAAAACUGCAUGGCACUGGCAUUAAAACCAGACACACAGACCUAUGAUAUAGAAUAGAAGACACAGACAAAUCACAGAUAAUGGUCAUCUGAUCGUAGGCCAAGAUUCCAAAAUCACUGGGGAAAAGAGCCUUUUUCACCAAUGGUGCUGGGAAAACUGGUUAUCCAUAUGUAGAAAAAUGAGACAUACUUCCCCAUCCAAGGUAGAGUUAUCUGUUCUUGAAUGAAGUAAUUCAGACUUGAGGAUGGCACCAGAAGCUCUCAGAAAUGACUAUGUCCCAAAUUAAUGAGGGAAUUAAAGUUCUGGACAGAGAAUACUUCCAAUAUAGCCUUUGAAUCACCUCUUUAAAAUCAUAGCCUCUGGGACAGGAAUCCCUUGUGACUCAACUUUGCUAGGAAAGAAAUAAAACUUCUUUUUUCUUUUUUCUCAAAAAAAAAAAGAAGGAAAGAAAAGCAAAAGAAGGUCAGGGGCAUAUGUUUUCUCUCGUUUGGAAGCUUGAGAGGAAAAAGGAAAAUAAAAUUAUGGGGUGGGGCAUCUCAUGAAAAAUGCAGGAAGAUCAGUAGAGUAGAAGAACGGAAAGCAAGGUGAAGGGCGCACCAGGGAGGAAAUAGUGGGGAAUGAUAUGGGCCAAAUUAUAUUGUUAUGUUGUGGACAGGUACAAAUAUGUACAAUAUAUCCCACCAUUAUGUACAACUAUAAUGAACCAAUAAAAAAUAUGGAAAAAAAAGAAUUGUAACUAUCUGUUUAAAUUUAUCUAAGCUCUAGAAGUUUUUGUAUGUUAUCUAAAGCACCAAGCAAUUAAUUUUGGCCUAAGUAAACAAAUUCAACAAUAAAGCUUUUUAUACAAUAAGAA
Molecule: messenger RNA, 5185 nt
Organism: Ictidomys tridecemlineatus (thirteen-lined ground squirrel)
Lineage: Eukaryota; Metazoa; Chordata; Mammalia; Rodentia; Sciuridae
Gene: Poc5
Product: POC5 centriolar protein
Biological process (GO): eye photoreceptor cell development
Cellular component (GO): photoreceptor connecting cilium
Source: RefSeq, a predicted model, not a curated record